Molecule: messenger RNA, 2411 nt
Organism: Anopheles stephensi (Asian malaria mosquito)
Lineage: Eukaryota; Metazoa; Arthropoda; Insecta; Diptera; Culicidae
Gene: U2af50
Product: splicing factor U2AF 50 kDa subunit
Exons: 6
Coding region: 162-1499 (445 amino acids)
Biological process (GO): mRNA processing
Cellular component (GO): nuclear speck; U2-type prespliceosome; U2AF complex
Molecular function (GO): poly-pyrimidine tract binding; pre-mRNA 3'-splice site binding
Source: RefSeq, a predicted model, not a curated record
GGCCGUUUCGUCUUCUUCGUUGAGUAAACUUUGACAUAAACCGUAUUGUUGCCGCUUGUUCCAAGCGCAAAAAGGCUUCCGCAUCGCUAAAAAAUACCAGUUUUGUGCAGAAAACUACAUCCACGGUCUUUAAAAUUGGUUAUCCCAGCAUAACAAACGCGAUGUCCGAUCGUGAUCGUGAGUAUCGUGGUGGUGGAGGUGGUCGAGGCGGUGGCGGCGGUGGUGGUGGCGGUGGUGGCGGAGGAGGCGGUGGACGCCAUCGUUCACGGUCUCGCGAGCGUCGCCGUAGCCGCUCCAGAAGCCGUGGCGAGCGGAGGAGAUCCUCGCGUUCCCGUUCACCUUACCGGAAGCAUCGUUCGCGGAGGCGCAAACCUUCGCUUUACUGGGAUGUGCCACCGCCAGGGUUCGAACACAUUACACCGCUGCAGUACAAAGCGAUGCAGGCUGCUGGGCAAAUCCCGGCCAACAUAGUGGCGGACACGCCGCAGGCAGCCGUUCCGGUGGUCGGUUCCACCAUCACGCGUCAGGCGAGAAGGUUGUACGUGGGCAACAUACCGUUCGGCGUUACGGAGGAGGAAAUGAUGGAAUUCUUUAACCAGCAAAUGCAUCUGUCCGGUUUGGCUCAGGCGGCCGGUAAUCCGGUGCUUGCCUGCCAGAUCAAUCUGGACAAGAACUUUGCGUUCCUGGAGUUCCGGUCGAUCGACGAAACCACGCAAGCCAUGGCAUUCGAUAGCAUUAAUUUUAAAGGACAAAGUUUGAAAAUUCGACGGCCGCACGACUACCAGCCCAUGCCCGGUAUGACCGAUUCAGCGGCGGUCAAUGUUCCCGAAAAAUUCUCCGGCGUCAUCAGCACAGUGGUACCGGACUCGCCGCAUAAAAUCUUCAUCGGUGGGUUGCCGAACUACUUGAACGAGGAUCAGGUGAAGGAGCUGUUGCUUUCGUUCGGUCAACUGAAGGCGUUCAAUCUGGUCAAGGACGCCGCAACUGGUCUGGGCAAAGGUUACGCCUUUGCCGAGUACGUUGAAUAUACGACUACCGAUCAGGCAAUUGCAGGGUUGAACGGUAUGCAGCUGGGAGACAAAAAACUGAUCGUACAACGUGCCAGUGUCGGAGCGAAGAACUCGAACGCCGCCGUCGUUGCACCGGUACAGAUUCAGGUACCGGGUCUUUCGCUGGUUGGCUCAUCGGGUCCACCGACGGAGGUGCUUUGCCUGCUGAACAUGGUCACACCGGAUGAGCUGAAGGACGAGGAAGAGUACGAGGAUAUUCUGGAGGACAUUCGGGAAGAGUGCAACAAGUACGGUGUGGUGCGCAGUGUGGAAAUUCCUCGACCGAUCGAAGGCGUUGACGUGCCCGGCUGUGGCAAGGUGUUCGUGGAGUUCAACUCGAUCGUCGACUGUCAGAAGGCGCAGCAAGCGCUUACCGGGCGCAAGUUUAGCGAUCGCGUCGUCGUGACGUCGUACUUCGAUCCAGAUAAGUAUCAUCGGCGCGAGUUUUAAGGGCUGGCAGCAGUGUUAAUCCUGCAAAUAAUUGUGCAUAAUCGGGGAGUGUGACUAAUGUAUACUGUGACGAGCACUCCAGUCUUUUGACGUCUUGGACUUGUUUAAUCCCAAUCUGUCUUUUUUCUUUCUUAUUUGGCAAUGCUGUCGUUGUCGGUUUUGGCCUCCCUCUAGUCUCUAUUGGAAGGCUGUCUGUGACAUGAUUUAUCUAUAGGUUCGUAGCAAAAUUUAAAUUUCAAACGGUUUUUGGUUCAUAUUUACAUCAGGGUUUUUACACUUCCAUACAUAGUUUGAUUGGAUUCUUUUUGGAUUGACGUUUGUUCAUUAGUCCUCCGUAAUGCCAUGCAAUUGUUUCAAAAUCAAUAGCAUUUAGACACCUUUUUUGGGGGCGAUUUGGCAUACCUUACAUGUACAGAUCAUGCAUUUGUUCGACCAUGUUAGAGGAUCGAUAUAGAAUUGGGAUGUUUGCUUCAUUGGAUCGUUUUUCUUUCUUCUUCUUUUGCCCUGCAACCUCAGUAGAGGUUAGCCUGCCAUUGCUGGGGCUUCCUUGACUUACUUUACCUGUAGCAGGACCUCGUCAGUCCUGCGUGCGUAGAGACCAGUAUCGCGUUCAGGGAUAAUAAGCAAUUUAAAAAUGACAAAAAACUCAUUGUCCGGACCAAAGUCGACAGCGACCGAAUAUUGUAUAUGUCUUGCAAUGAAUGUGUACAGCAGAUUAACAGCAUCAAUUUUAAAAGUCUUCUUCAUCAUUUGCACAAUCGUCUCUAGUGUAACUUAACGAUGUAGAUGUUUAGGGAUAACAAUGAUGCGAAGUGCGCGAAUGAUGAAUACAUGUAAUGCAGUUGGACAUUUCGGUUUUCAGUCAAGUACGUCAUCAAGCUACUGAAUCAAUAAAUGACUUUGCAGUGGAAA